UCUAAGCGAGUAUCAGGUACAGGCAGGAUAGAUUGAGAGUCGUGAAAAGUUUGCGAACUGCUGCUAGGCCGUUCGUUGCAGUACAGAGAUGACGCUGGCUGUGACGAUGGCGGUGGUGGUUGUCGCUGAUGGUGGCGACUCAUCCUUUGUCUUUGUCGUUUAGGAGUUUGCAUUACAUACUGGGAGACGUAUCUGUAAGAUUGUAAGACGUGUUUUUGGAUAUAAGUUCACUUAAGAAAGUUUCUGAGCUGUUUUAAAUACUUUUUUUUCUUUUAAAAUCGAAACGACGAAAUCACAACAAUGGCGCAUCGGGGUCACUUGACUGCGUCUGACCCCCCCGUCUUUUUGAACAAGACAACACUUUGUUCACUGGGAACAAACUUUCCAUCUAUUGGAUCUGUACUGUUCAGAGAAGACGACAUUUUGUCUCGUCAUGCUUUUGGAGCUGGAGAUGGCUGAAGCAUCUUUGCCCAAAUAUGCAUGAAAUAAUAAGUUUUUAUUUAAUUUUCAGUUUUACUAUUCAGAAUGUAGAGAAAAUACUUAGGAGUAUUGGUUUUUGUCAGCUGAGACAUUAUCCAUGGAAGUGUUAUAAGCUUAUUUAUCUUCAGAUUCUUUGUGGCUCUACAGUGGAGCAGAAUGUGAGUUGUAGUCUUAGAUAUGUAAAUGUUGCAAAAGGAUACUCUUUUCUGUUGUUGCAAAAAAUGAAUUUCUAUUUCUGAAGAUCUGCACUGGUUGCUAGAGAGGGAGUGCCCAUAACCUAGAUCAAACAUCUCUAUUGUAGCUCCCAAAAUGAAAAUUGCACCCUUAAAACUAAAAGUGAAGCAAGAUCCAGGAAUCAUUUUAAAUGAUCACAAAGAUCACUUAAGAGCUCUUGAAGUGGAUAAGCAAAGACAGCAGCCCAUUUCACCACAGAAUAGUCCUUACUUUGGUGAUUCAUCCAUUAAAUCAAACAGAGACUUAGAGUCGUCUUCAUUAUUGUCACUUGAGAUUAGUUCGCCCUUCUCUGAAAAUUAUGACUGUCCAUUGUGUGGUCUGUCACUCUCAAAUGGAGAUGACUUGGAACAACAUGUUGCUGUUCAUGCUGGAGAAAAAGAUGUGUUUGAGUGCAGUAUAUGUUGCAAAACCUACAGUGAGGCUGCCACUUUUGGCAAGCACAUUCGCCAUCAUACUGGAGAGAAACCAUUUAAGUGCCCAACAUGUGGGAAAAGUUUCCGUGAGAAGUGCAGCUUAACAAGACACACCAGAACGCACACUGGGGAGAAACCAUUUAUAUGUGAAAUAUGUGACAAAAGCUUUUCUGAUGUAGGAAGCUAUGGACGUCACAAAAAAACGCAUAUGGGAAGCCGUGCAAAAGUGCACAGAUGUCCACAUGAUAAUUGUGUAAAAAGGUUCAUAGACAAAAGCUCAUUAAAGCGACAUAUUAAGACUCAUUCAGGAGAACGUCCGUACCAGUGCAAGAUUUGUCAGAAAGCAUUUACGGAAUCUGGUAGCUACAAGCGCCAUCUUCGUGUUCACAGUGGGGAGAAGAGAUUCAAGUGCAAAUCUUGUGGGAGAGCUUUCACUGAGAAAGCUUCAAUGCAGCGGCAUCAACGUAAUGUGUGCACAUGGAUCAGUGACCAAUGUGAACCUGAGGUAGACCAGAAUGAAGAGGAGGAUCCUUACUCCCUGCAUGAUUUUUUCAAAUGUAUGGUAGGAAGGGAGAAUGGUAGCAUUGGGGGUGAUCACAUUCUGAUCAGCAAUAAUAACUGUAUCUCCAGCAACUUUGGUCUGCAUAGUAAAGAGAAAGUGGUUGCCUUCAACAAAAGUGACUGUACAAAAACAAAACUUACAGGUGAAGGAGAACAUUUGUUUGAUCUACAGUCAGCUGUCAACACUGAAGAUGGCAGCACAACUCAACACAGCUCUUCCAGCAGUUCAUCACCUAUGAUGCAUGAAUCAGAGGCAGAAGAAAGCACAUUCUGCCCAGUUGCCUUUGCAGAACCAGAAGGAAUGCCCAGGGGGGACUGCACAGCAUUGAGAACAUUGCAGGUUCAGGUGCAGCCUCUGCAGAUGAUCACAAGGAAUGAACCCGCAUGGCCUAAGGACCAGUACAUGUGUUUUGAAUGUGGUGAUGCCAUAAGUGAUUGUGAGGACAGUGAUAGUGUUAGUGGCACCAUAGGAAGCAGCAGUGGCUUCAGCAACUCUGAUGAUGACAGAAAAGCCAGGAGAUGUAAAAUGUGUCGUUUUGAAGCAUCUGCACUUGCAAAUGGAGAGACAUCACCCCCAAAUUUUGAAGAGCACUUACAUCAACUAGGAGAACUCCAUACUUGUACAAAAUGUGGGAAGACAUUCGGUGAUUCCUCAAAACUCAAGCGGCAUUAUAAGAUUCAUCUGGGAAUUCGCAACUUCAAGUGUGAAACAUGCGGGAAAGCAUUCAUUGAGGCAUGUAGCCUUCGUCGUCAUGAGAAUGUUCAUUCUGACGUAAAACCAUAUGUUUGUAAGAACUGUGGCAAGGGUUUUACAGAAAGCAGUGGACUAAAGAAACACCUCAUCAAAUGCAAGGAUGUGCCAAAAGUACAGAUACCUAAAAUUUGCGUUUCUAUAACAUCAGAAAUUGCUUCUGCAAGAGAAGAAGUCCAGCAGGAGAGUAUUUUGCCUCCACUACUGAAUGAUUUAAAGGAUGCAGCUGUCAUCACUUCUUGCAGUGAUGAAGGUAGUGCUAAUACAGAUAUUUCAAAAACUUAUGCCAGUUGCUACUUCCGUAACCAUAGUGACAGCAUGAUUUAUGUUUGCACUCAGUGUGGUAAGUCUUGUGAAGACUCAAGAAGUCUCCGCCGUCACUUAAUUGCACAUGCCAAGCAAAGUGGUAACCCUGCAGAAAGUAUGGUUGGUUUGGAUCAAAUCAGUAAUGCCUUUUCUUGCCCACUGUGCAGUAAGAUGUUCAUUUCUGCACAGUAUCUUAGCCAGCAUAUGAAGAAUCAUGGGGUUGAUACUGCUGGACCUCAUUCUUUACCACAGACUAGAUUUUCUGCUAGCUCAUCUUCCUUACACUUCACACCCGAUUCCAGCAAUGUCUCUGAAGCUAAUGUGGAAAAUUUUUUGAGUGCCAAGUCCUUACAGUUUGCUCACCCAAAUAUUUCUGGAGAUAUGUCUCCACACCAGAUGUCUACUUCACCACUUCAAGUCAACCAGGGUACCCCCUGUAAUGUUUGUGGAAAGACAUUUGCAGAUGCCAGCAGCCUCAAGCGUCAUGCUCGACUGCAUUCUGAAAGCCAACACACUUGUGAAAAAUGUGGCAGAGCCUAUCCAGAUCAGGGAGGGCUGACAAAGCAUCGUCACCGUGGAUGUGUAUCUGUGCCAAUUAAUACCCAAGGCAUUGAUGAUCAUUUUACUGAAGAUGGAGAAAAACAAACUUUGUAUCCUUGCACCCAAUGCAGUAAAAUUUUCAUAACAAAAGAACUCCUGAUUGGUCAUGAAAUGGCACAUCGAGUAACUCCAUCACUUCGCUGCACAAUUUGCCGCAAGUCAUUUUCUGAUGCUGCCAGUCUCCAUCAUCAUUCCAUAAUCCACUGCAGAAAGCGGCCUUAUCCAUGUGAUGUGUGUCUCAAAGCUUUUGCUGAUGGUGGUUCUCUUGCCAAACAUCGAAUAAGAGGCUGCUACCCUGUGUCUGCCACAUCUGUGGACACCUCCAAGCUUCCAUGUGCCGACUGUGGCAAGAUAUUCUCAGACCAGACAAGUUUUGAUCAGCAUAUGAGUUCUCAUCGUGGUGUAAAACCCUUCUCCUGUUCCCAAUGUGGCAAAAGUUUUACAGAAGCUUGCAGCCUUAAACGCCAUAUGCGACUGCAUACAGGCCAGAACUUGUGCCGUUGUUUGCAUUGUGGAAGGACAUUCCUGGAAAACUCAGGUCUCAAAAAACAUCUGGAACGGCGUUCAUGCCAGCGGGAAAAAAAAGCAGUAAAGUCUUUUUUGUACCCUUGUACAGUUUGCCACAAGAUUUUUACUAAACGCUACAUUCUGUUUCGACAUAUGAAAACUCAUCUUGGUUUGAGGCCUUACAAGUGUAACUACUGUGAUAAGGCUUUUACAGAGUCCUCAAGCCUGAAGCGACACUGUCGCCAGCAUACAGGAGAGAGACCAUAUAGUUGUUCAGGCUGCAGUAAAACAUUCACUGAUGCUGGGGUGAUGAAGAAGCACAAGCUGCGCUGCCCAUUUAUGGUAGAGGAAGACAGCUGGCAUCCAUCUGACUAUUCUAUUGUUGCUCAAGAAUCAUUUAACAACAGCACCACUGGAGAUACCUCUACAGUUUCAAGCUCUUCAUUUACAGUCAGUCACUCUAUUCCCUCCAUGCCAGUCUCCACCAGCAGGGUAUUGCCCGGACAAGUACCAUUACAACCAUUCCCCAAGAUGGGAUGCUGGCGGUGUGGCAAACGUGUUGUAGAUGCAGGCGAGUUGGCACAACACAAAAAGGCAGCACACGCAGGGACAUGGCCAUUCAAAUGCCUUUACUGUUGGCAACGAUUUACAAGCCUUUCUUACUUGCGCCUCCAUAGGAAGCGUCAUUCCUUCAGAAGAAAAAGACUAAAUGGUAAAAGCAGCAGAGCAUAAACAGAAAAGAUGGAGCUGAGAACACCACUUGAGCGCCCCUACCCUGGUUGCCUUCAUUUUUAGUGCCUUUAUUUUUGCCCUUGAUCUGUGCUAGAAUGCUAAUUUUUGUUUUUAUUAUUUUGUUUAAAAAAAUUUAUGCCAGUGUACAAAACUAUAUUUCAUUGACUCAUAUUUAUUGGCAGCUUAUUUUCAUCAAACCUAAGAAACAAUCUACCUCUAUAUACUCUAACAUAUUCAGGUUCUCAGAAUUUCUUUCCACUGAAACAUUUCUUUUAUCCAUGUUUGUCACUAAGGUUUUUGAAUUGGACUUUUUCUUAAAAAAAAGCACAAGUCAGCAUGAGUCACUAAAGUGCCUUUUUGCCUUUUCAACUGUUACAAAAAUUGUUUUCCCUGAAAGCAGCUGGUCACUCAUUCCUAAAAGAUGCUGAUAAUCAUUCUCCCAUGUCAGCCAUACUGAAAUACUUCUUGAUACUGAAGUCAAAACCUAGUCAUCAUUAGAGCAUUGGUAUAGUAAAAGAAAAGAACAUUAUGAUCAAUACUUAUAUUCCUUAUUUACCUCUACCAGAAAAUACUUGUUAAGAAGAUUGUGGUAAUCUGUGGUUUACUUCAUCGUGAUGUGGCCACUGCAGUGUUAUCUGCCUGUCACAUAAUCCUGUUUGGUGCGAGUGACCAGAGGCAGUUGUGUAUGACCCUGUAUGUGUCUUGGCUAGGUACUUCAUAUGCCAGUAAUCUGAGAGCUAAUUUGGUGGGUUAGCAUAUAUAUAUAUAUCUAAAGACAGCAGUUCCAAGUGCAAUUUCUUUGUAAACACUAGAAAGGGUGUUAAUCAUAGCUCAUGACUUCAUUCCGUCUGUUCUGUUUUGAGCUGCAUCUACUCCAUUAUUUUAUAAAAUACUUCUGCUUCACUAUGUACCACAAUUAAAUCACGGUUGAGUUUUUUUUUUUAAUAGGCUGGCUGCAUGUGAAAAAUUGGGAAGAAGUAAUCCAUUGUUGGCAAUGUGGAUUGCUAAAACUGUAAAAUUUGAUUUAUUCUGCUGAACAAAUGCUGGCAAUUUUUAAAAUAAGUAUUAUAUGCCAUAAGGGCAUGUGAACAUGCAGAAUUCAUUCUUACACAAGCACAUUUACGUGUAAAAUAGCUGUGGAGGCUUUCUCAGCGUUUAGAUUUGUUCUUGAACUAGUUACUUGAACUUGUCAUUGACCAUGAACAAUGUAAGUACAAUAAAAGCACACCCCUACCCGCCAAAACAUAAUAGUCUUACAGUGUAAGGAAUUGUCAUUUCAGAAUCUACAACGUAGUCUGUGCAUGCUAAUUGUAGACAUUGGUGCUUUGAGUUUACGAUGCAGAGUAAAUAAUUGCCCUUUUAUGUUACUUAGUCUACAUUUUAAAAUGUUAUAAUUAUUGAUUUCUUGCUGUCUUUGACUGGGGAGAUGUUCCAUUUCAGACACUUCUGAAAAUUCUUCAGAUUUAAAAGUUGCCAUUUUUGCCUUGAAGAUUUUUAUUUUUGCUUUAGCUUGUUGCUUUAUUUCAGUAUAAAGGUAUAAAGUAUAAAAAUUAUGGUUUUAAUAAUAUUUACUGGUAUCUCAUCAAGCUAUAAAUAGAAUUUGUCCAUAGCAAUGUGGAUUUUAUGUUUAACAUGACAAACAUUUAUAAGGUGUACAUUUAUUGUCAUUCAUCAUUAAUGUAGACAUGUGCAUCAUGUAUAAGUCAAGAUCAUUAAUACUAAUAAUAGUAUUAGGAUCAUCUUUGUUUUAAUGAGAGAGAGAAAGCAAGUAAAGCACUUUUUGCAGUUUUCAAUAUCUUGUGGUGCAAAGCUUUAAAUAGAGAUAAUUUUAUAAAAUCCUCUAAAACUGGGAAUAUUUUGUCUGACAGUUUUUACUUCCAUUCCUUAACUUCCUGGGACCACAUCUGCCUACUGUCUAUAAACUUUGCCUGAGUGGCAUAGAAAAUUAUAGAAUAUUUUAAAAAUCUCCAUCUAGUUAUUGAGAGCUAGUUUUUGUAAAUUGUGACAGUUUGAAAAACAGUUUUCAUUUGCAUUGUUUGGCUUUGAUAAAGAGCUGUUUAAUAGGAAUUUUACUGUUGUAUUCAAUAGUCAUGCAGAAAUGGAUCUGUGCUUAGUUUUAAUAAUAAAAUGAAUAGAAGAUUGUAUGGCAUAGCAUCACAAAUAGAAUAUGCACUUGCUAUGGUGGUUACAGUACAUUUGCUCAGAUUAAACAACAGUUAAAAAAAUUUAAAUCAUGAAAUGGAUGUUAACAUUAGUCAAGCAGGAUAAAAGAUGCGCAAAAAAAGCCAAUGUAUGUAAUAUGCAAACAACAUGUAUCAGAAGUUUGGAGUAUUGUUUCUGAAAGAUAUUUUUGGAAAGGCACAUAUAUUUAUAUUUAUAACCCUAACCCUGUAUUAGUACCACAGCUAAGCAUAAAUUUUUUUCUUGCAAGGACUUUACAGAAAAAUAAACUUCAGGCCUAUUCAACAAAUGUCCAAUGCCCCUCUUUAAGGCAAACGGUGGAAAUUUACAGGUGAUUAACACCACUUCAAAGCUUCACAUUGGGGGAUAUUGUGAAAUCAACUGAUGUUUAUAAAAUUAUUGGUGAACUAGCAUCAGAUAUUUUCCAGGUCUUAUGUAGCCUUUGUUUAGGGCCCUAUAAAUGUGCCAUCCAAGCUUGAUAUAGAAGAAAAUUAUGUGAAAAUGUUGAACUGAUACCUGUCUAAAUCUCCUUGUCUACAAACUUACUAGUGACACAUGCUGCAGGAGAUGAACAUGGCAGCUGGAUCCUACUGCUCGAAAUUACUGAGUAGGACUAAAGUUCAUUCCUUCUGUAAAGAUCUUUGUAAAAACAAAAAAACAUCUUGAGCUAUGCUGCAUGAGUCUUGAAGCUCAACACCUGCUCACUCUGAUGCUUAUGGAUAAUUGCACAAAAAGGAAAUACUCAUCAAAUUCAACAAGGUAUUGUACAAAUGGCUACUUGCAGAAAGAAUUAUGUGAUUGCCAGAAUGGGAAGGAUACCUAACUUUUACCAUGGUAUUAAUGCCAGAACCCAAGAUAUUAUCAUUAGCUACCAAUAAGGACAGCUAUUUGUAAGUUAAUAUUAGUCAUUUGAAAAGCUUUGUUUGUCUGCCAAACUACCCAUAUUAGGUUUGAUUUCAGGCCUAUUUCAAGAUGACUGGUUGUAAGCUUUCUAGCCUCAUUUACACAUAAUCACUUGCAUGUGCAUGUGUGUGCACGUUAUUUCAUGGAAUACCAGUGCAUGUGCUUCUUCUAAUCUAUUUGGUGAAAAAUCACCUUAAAAUUAACUUUUCUGAGCUAAUUUCAGUAUUCAGUGAAGGUGUAAGCAUUUUUUAGAAUUUGGGUGUGCUGCAGAGGCACAUACAGUGAACAGGGCUGACGAGACAAAGCAGGGUCUUAUCUAUAACUUCUUUGUUAAGACCUUGGCAAACUUGUGGAUCUGAUCAUUCUUAGAUAAUUUGAAAAUGUUCUUGUUUCUCAUCAGUUUUAUAUGUAAUGUGCUUGUGUACAAGAGACUGGGAUUUUUUCCUGAGUUCUGAAAUGCUGUUUGUUCAACUAAGACAUUUCCGGACAGUUUGACUACAAGUGUGAUAAAUAUCUAGCAUUGUACAGUGAUUUUAUAUCCUGUGUAACACCGUGCCAAAUAGAUCUAUGCAAAAUAUAUAAUAUCAAUGUAUGUCAUUAAUAAAUGCUGGAGCUGUUUAUUCCCAACAGCACUUUCAGCAUAACAGCAAAGCUAUUUGCACUAUGAAUGCCUAUAAAAUGUGUAGAACUUGCACAAAUGUGCGAAUAGAUCUGUACAGUGCCUUUUAAACUUACAUGGUUCACUUAAGAAAGCUUUAUUCGGUUAGAAGUAUAUCGUUAAUAUGUUGAUAAAACUUGUCCUGUUGAAGCAUUUUUAGUUAAAGUGCUGUAAAUGUAUCGAUAAAAAUGUUUUGGAUGGCAUACAAUGCUGAAAGGUGUCAAAAAGUCAUGAACAUGUUUUAUGAUGCUCUGGUUUCCUUAAAGUGAAUGAACUGGCAGAUUUAGGCUCAUGCUUUGAGAAACCACCUUUUUGAUGUGUUAUUGUAUGAUAAAAUACAAAAUGUACCAGUUGGGGAGACCUUUAAGGUAAUUUUAUAAAGCAUCACAUCUUACAUAGUUGUAACCUUGGACCUAGGUAGGAUAAACUCUUCUGAAGUUAUCGUGUUGUAAAUGCAUGAAACCUAACUGGCAUUCCAUUUUAAUAUAAUGGUUAGUGGUGAAUGGCUGAGAAUAUUGGAUCAGUGGUCUAGGCUUGAGUGUAAGAAAUUUAUGGGCAGUAUAGAGCUUAUUUUUCAUAACCUGCUGGAAAAAUGAGGCAGCAGUGACUUGAAUGGUUUUGAAAUGGCUAUAAUUUAGAUAAUGAGGAGAUUUAUUAAGUUUUUCAAAUUUAGAAUUUUAGCAAAGUUUUUUUUUUUUACUGUAUUCAAGAUUUCUGAUUAUCAGGGUGUUUUUUUUUUCAAAAGGUCUGCAAAUUUUGGUACAAAUGUAUAAUGUGACACCAGAAACAAAGGUGAUGAGGCAAUUAUAGAAAUAAUGUGCUUGAACACAGGUAUUGGGACAAGAGGGGAGUAGAGUUGAGCAGAUUGAACAGAGGGGAGAGGGUGGGGGAGUUGUUUUCUUUUAAUAAACAAAGCAGUUGGGAUAUUUUUAUAUAUAAUUGACCUUCCUAGAGUGCUGCUGUACUGUGCCUUUUUUUCAAUUAAUGCAGAAGACAAUAUUAGAUCAGCUCAACAGCAGAUAAGUUUCAUGACGCUGACUUUAACAUUUAUUCCAAAUUUGCCUAUGACCAACAACUAAAACUUCACUUCCAGUGAGAGUCAUAGCCAGUUCUGCACUUGGACAGACCUCAAGAUUUGGCUGCUUAUUUGGCACUAAAUAUUUCAGUUCCUUUCCUAUUCAGCUUUGUUGUAUUUCUUUACUGGAAACAUCAUGAGUGACUGCUUUAUUAUAAUAUUUGUCUGACCCUUUUGCAAGUGCCUGGGACUUUGUUGCUGCAGGUACUGUUAGGGUUUUCAGCUGUAGGUGACUUGGGUUAGUUUUUACUGAUAUUUUUUGAUGAUGUAACAUUCCUUCACAAAAGAAUUUGAAAUGCAGAUAAAGCAAAAGUACACUGCUGUUGGGGGUGGGGGGUUGUUUUUGUAUGGGUGGGGUGAUGUAUGUGGUUUGUUUUUGUGUUGGUUUUUUUUGUUUGUUUUUUUUUGGACCAAGUGUUGGGUGGGUGUUUGGUCUGGAAUCUACUAUCCCUACCUUUUUUUUUUUUUUUUUUUUUUUUUUUUUAAUGUGCAAACCCAGCUAGCUGAUAAGGUUUGAUUCUAGUCAUCACUGUGUAAUAUGAUUGUAUGCUUUGAAAUUUAACAUUUAACAUUUUUAAAUGGGAAGUUUAGUAUUUAUCAGAUGUCAACUUGCAAUAGGCAUACAAUGUAUGUAGAGAUAAAGAGGAUAUUAUUUUUGGAAUGUGAAAAUUGUGCUAGUUCUACAUAGUUUAUAAUAUAAAAUUCAGAUCUGUUUACAUUUUCAUUUACUGCACUUUUUUUUUUUCUUGUCUCCUCAGUUUGCUUUCUUACAUUUGGAACUGAAAAGUUAACAGUAUUUUGUGUCUUUAUUCACCAGUUCACUUUCAAAUUUUAUUGUUAUUUCUUUCUGGCAUUCAUCAAAUCAAAAUUUAACACCAGUUUUCCAGUGUUAUCCUGUGUGUACAUGCAGGUAUGUGACCAUGAGAACUUCGUCCCCCAUUUCAAACUCUCCUCAUACUCCAGAUUUUCUUUUGUGAGAGAAUAGAUUGUCUGGAGUAAAAGUGUUUGAGCUUGUACUACUUUCAAGAUACCAGCAUAUAAAGGUUUAAGUUUAUACUGUUUUUGGAAAAUAAUUUUUUGUGUAAAGUUUGGUUGAGAAUAAGUGUUGUUAAGCUGAGCUUAAAUCAUUUGAAGCAGUAUUUCCAAUUUCUCUCUUUAGAAUUUAUUGGUGCUAAAUUUCCUCCCAUGUGCCAUGGGCUUCUAGUAAAUUAUUAAUAAAGAGAUUCCUUGCUAAUUAUGCAUCUACCAGCUACGUCAUAACAAGUUUUCUUUUUCACAAGAAGUGCUGAUGAAAAUGAAGCUCUGUUCUUAUUUCAAUGACAUAGAUCAUUAUCUCCGUGCAUUAUCUUUUAACAUGCAUUAAAGACUAAGCAUCUCUGUAGAACAUGUUGAGAGCUUUUCAUCAAGGUGUUUCACUCCUAUCUAGAUCAGACUCUUUUGUUCUUACUAUUUGCAUAACUUAACAAUGCUGUCACAAGAUCGCUAUGUACAGAAGUUUCUAUUAAAAACAAAUUGACAAUU
Pomacea canaliculata is the source of this 10922-nucleotide messenger RNA. RefSeq names its product zinc finger protein 91-like. The record is from RefSeq and is a predicted model, not a curated record. NCBI's taxonomy places the organism in Eukaryota, Metazoa, Mollusca, Gastropoda, Architaenioglossa, Ampullariidae. The transcript is spliced from 11 exons. The coding region runs from base 790 to 4584 and encodes 1264 amino acids.